AUGUUCUACGAGAUAGAACUUAUGUUAACCACACGGACAGUUGUUUUGAGCAUAUUGGUGAUCUUCUCUUCAAACGCCCUAGGAGACAUUAAUAGCCUCUAUAGCGAUGCAGACCACUACUGGGACUUUGAACAAACACCAGAGUCACAUAUCAUUGAUAAAAGAACUAAACACCCAAUAACGCUUCAUGGAUCUCCAGAAAUUCUUGACUCGCCAACGGGGAAAGGCAUCUAUCUUCAAGGAACAAGAAAGAAUUCGUCCAUAGACCUCCUAAGAGUCAGUGGCUCAUCAUGUCUCUUCGAUCCUUCAACCUGCACAGCAGGCUUGUCAAUUACCAUGUUUUUGAAAUUUAGACGAGGCGGGGAGCGUAGCAUCAACAGUACUCAAAUGUUUUUCGGUAACAGCGUAGGUACGGAAUUCCGGCAAGGGGUGUCGAUCUUUUACAACGAGGAGAGUGGAUUCUUCAAUGCGACUGUUUUCGGCAGCACAAAUUUUUGUUUCCGAUGGUUUAAACUGGUCGUAAACUCGUGGACGUACAUCCAUCUCCGGUGGAAGAACAGCGCUGAUAACGAAGGAAUGCUAAACGUGACGGUGGAGGGAAAUGUAGAUCCUUCUGGUUACAUUACCUGCGGUUCAAUAACCUCUCCACUGCCCACAGAGAGAGAUUAUAGCCUAGGAAAUGCAGCUUUCCCUGUGGCUUAUUUUGAUAACGUAGCCAUAUGGUAUAGGGAUGAACCAACCAACACCGCACCGUGGAGUUACAUCACAGUUAAAAAACAUGACGCUAAUGACAUUGCUGAUCGUAGCAAUUUUGGUGGUAAUACCACACUUUCUCUUGAAAUUACCCUCGACAAGCCAUGGAAUUCAGACUUCAGCAACAGUGGAUCGACACAGUUCCAAACCUUAAAAAAUGAAAUCAUCAGUCAGAUUGAGAGAAUUUAUAACAAUAACGAUGGCCUUAGCCACAAAGACAUUCAACAAUUUACCUCUGACAGCUCUGGCGGUGUGAACGCACAUAUUGAACUCAAAUUUGACCGGAAGACUUCUUGGGAAGACAGCUUCGUUUUACAGGAUUGUCUUGAAAACGGACGUUUUCUUGGGGGAACUGUUGCCAACAUUACGGACUGCGACGCGGACGAUGGAUUUUUUUGUGAGGGACUUAACAUCGUCGCAAACAGUAGUGACAUUGGUUCAAGGCAUUUGGGAAUCUCUUUCAACGCCGUGGAAAAACUGAAUCAUCAUAAGCAUCUAAUGGGAUAUACUGUGCUGCACAAGAAAACAGACAGCAACGACCCGUGGAAACCACAUGAUGUCCGUGGAGGCUGGCCUCACUAUUACAAAAUUACUGGCUUGAAGCCCUAUACAAACUAUUCAGUUCGGGUUACGCCGUAUUCCUUUCAAGCCGCUGGUUUGUUGGGACCAAUCACUAUUCUUGAAACAGCGGAAGAAGUGCCAGCCAGUGGUCCCGUCAUCCUGGAAGCUUAUAAUAUCAACAUGACAAGUGUAUUUGUGCGAUGGAACAAAAGCAGUAUUCCAAAGGAGGACUGGAACGGAAUGCCAAGGGGGUUCCGCGUGCACGGGCAGGGAAAGCCAUGCACGAGUUAUCAUGUGCCUCCAAACGACGUGGGGUUGAACGUGUCUUCAUUCACAGUCACUGGUUUACAAGCUUGGGUGGUUUAUAUUGUUAAAAUCAGCGGAGUAACAAGCCCAGGACAUGGGGUCGCCUCUGAAGUUCGAGUAAAGACUAAUGACUCAGUUCCUGCUCGUGGCCCCCGAGGCAUUCGUAUCACUGCAACAAGUAAUCACAGCGUGAAAGUCACGUGGGAUACCGUGCAUGUAUGUCAUGUGCACGGACCUGUCGUGUCAUACGAGGUUCACUUACGAGAUGUACAGGGUGAGAGCUCAGAUAUAAUGCACAAUGUAAGUGUUCUGGCGGAACAGGAGCGAAGACUGGAUUUCACCAGUUUGGAGAUCUACUGGGAAUAUGGAGUCCGCAUUAAGGCUUUUACAACCUUGGGAGUUGGACCAUUUAGCGUCGAAGUCACUGGCAUGACAGAUGAAUGGGUGCCAAUAGUUGCUCCAAGCAAUGUUGUCCCUUCUGAUCCAGAAACAACAAGUAUAAGAUUGUCGUGGUAUUUUGAAGACAAAGUGCGAGACGUUCUUGGCAUUUUAAGGGGAUUUAGAAUAUUUUACCAACUUGCUAACAGCAGCUCUGCGCCGUUACAACGACUGGAAGUAAAUGGAAAUAACAUUCGAGAAGCUGAAAUAACUGGAUUAGAGAUUUACAGGUUUUAUAAGAUUUCAGUGGCUGGGAAAACGAGCAAGGGUCACGGAGUGAUCAGCGAACAUGUGUAUAUGCGUACUUUGGGUACAGCACCCGGUCACCAUCCUGUACCCAUCUAUAUUUUUAAUACAAGUUCCACAAGCCUCCGUGUCACGUGGGGUAAAGUUCCAGACCACUUUCAUCAUGGCGAGGUGAGAGGAUAUCGCGUGUUUUUGGAGGAAAGUGGACACUCUGAUGCAGUAGUAGGAAAUUAUACAGUGCCCCUCAGCACAAACACCUCAGAUUUCACUGGUUUGAAAAAGUUUACGACCUACAGUGCUCGUGUUCGCGCAUAUUCCCUCUUUGGGGAGGGGCCAGAUGAGGAGGUUACCGCAUCAACAGACGAGGACGUUCCUAUCGGAGCUCCUUUCGAAGUACGUGGAAGGAACACGAGCGCUUGGAGUCUUCUGAUCGAAUGGGAAUUUGACCCAAAUGUACGGCUGGUGCUUGGUGUUCUCCUCGGAUUUCACGUGCAUUAUUUGAAUAUAAACGACAGCCAUGCACUUUGGAAUUUUAAAACAGUUCGUGAUCCCCUGGCCCGCCAAACAACAUUAACAGGCUUAGAGGAGUACAGAGAUUAUAACAUUACUGUUACCGCCUUUACCAGGAUUGGUGAAGGUGCCAAGAGCCCUUUCAUACUCAAAAGAACAGAGGAGCACGUUCCCAGGGCUCCUCCAAGUAACAUCGUUGCUAUAAACAGAAGCUCGACAAGCCUUCGUGUGGACUGGGGCGAGGUCUCCUUCCCUGAUCAAUUGGGUAUCAUCCGAGGAUACAGGCUAAUUAUGUGGAGAACUAAUCACAGUGCAGUUAUUUUACGGAACAUAACAAUAUUGGUUCCAACGCGAACUUUCAGCCUCUUAGGAUUAGAGAAGUAUACAAACUACACAAUCCAGGUGUCGGCGUUCACCAUCAAAGGAGAAGGAAUCAAGAGCGAACCGACUAUUGCAAUCACUGACGAGGACGUGCCAACCUGGAGGCCUUCGCAUAUUACCGCAUGGAAUACGAGCUCUACCUCAAUCUUGUUGUCAUGGAAGCCAUUGGCUGACCCCUACUUUCUUCACGGCAUACUCCGUGGUUACCACAUCACUUACGACAGAUUAGAUGGUCUGGAAUCCACUGUGCAAGUACGAGUGUGCAGUUCAACUUUGUCGCUGGAGGUGGAAAGUUUAGACGAGUACGUUGAGUACGAAUUUAGGGUUCUCGCCUAUACAGUGAAGGGAGCAGGUCCUUUUCACCGCAUCAACAGCACUACUGAUCAGGAUGUCCCUGGAGCUCCCCCACAGCAUGUUUAUGGCUAUAACAUCAGCAAGCACGACAUCCGGGUCUUAUGGGAGGAUGUCCCCUUUCGUGACGUCAAUGGUAUCCUGCUUGGAUGUAUGGUUUUCUUCAAUGAGUCAUCGGACGAAGUCUUUAAUGAAACUGUUCCAUUCCCAAGAAAAAACGUCACUUUGAGCUUCCUAAGACCAUAUACCUUCUACACGAUACAAGUGCUUGCAUUUACCAUAAAAGGAAAUGGGCCAAAGAGCCCACCAAUCACCGUAAGAACAGAAGAAGAAGCACCUCAAGUAUACCCGUGGAAUGUCACCGGGCAAAACACCACCUCCCGCUCUAUCUACCUUCAGUGGUCUGCUAUUCCACCGGAAUUAGUAGCUGGCGUUUUGCGGGAGUACAGAGUUGUCUAUGUCGAACUGAACGAUUUGAAUGAUCCGGUAAAGACGCAUACGCUAAGACUGCCAAUCGACCAGUUGUCUGUAAACCUGACAAAUCUUGAAAAGUAUACCAAUUAUAGUUUUCAAAUUCAAGGAAUUAGCAAAUUCUUUGGAGUGAAUAGUCCACCCAUUGUUAUCAUCACAGAUCAAGAUGUCCCAAGUCUUCCACCGCUGAACAUAACCUCAACUAACACAAGUUCCACGAGUCUAUUGAUCACUUGGGAACAGAUUCCCAAGAAACUAGUUCAUGGCAUUCUCCUGGGAUACAGAGUGUUUUACUAUCAGCACACAAACGCAUAUCAUGGGAGAAGAAGGCGCAUAAGAUCUGUCGAAACUCUCAACGAAACCGUUAGAACCUUACCUCCGAACGCAACAUCUCUUAGAAUAUUCAACCUAAAAAAGUUUACUUAUUACUCCUUUCAAAUUGUUGGCUUUACGAGUAAAGGCGACGGCCAAAUAAGCCUAACUUAUAACGUGAGCACGGAUGAGGACAUCCCUAGCAAGCCACCUGUGGGACCUAGCGCGGUUAACUUGAGUGGACCACAUUCCAUUCUGGUGUCCUGGAAGCCGGUCCCAGAGGGCUUUGUGCACGGAAUCUUGUUGGGAUAUCGCAUCCUCUACAGAGUACUGAGUAUAGCUGAAGAAGACGUGAGGCAACCGACAUUAACCACAACAGCCAAACCAACAGCACUGAAUUUUACAUUGACAGGGCUUCUGAACUAUGCUGUAUAUGACAUACGAGUGUUAGCAUUCACAGUGAAAGGGGACGGAGCGGGAACUCAAAGCAUUAUAGCAGAAACUUGCACGUGCCCAUUGAGAAUGACAACUAACUGGCAUUCCCUGCCUCCUUACAUGAAGCUUGAGAACGGUUCUUACAUAGGAGCUUUUCCAUUUAUAUUAAACUGGGCAACUCGCACGUGCUGUUUGCCUUGCACCAAUGGACACGGAGCCACUUCAGUGGAUUAUGAACAUGACAGAGAAAGAGUACCCGCUGAAAAGGAUAACGUGUCGUUAGUACACAAGAUUGAGUACGAGACCGACUUGAGCUUCCCCAUAGAGGGGUACAGGGGUCAGUCUACAUUUGGGGUGUAUCGCUAUGUACCUUUGAUGGAGUCGGCCGGGGUGGCUUUUGUCGCACCUGUGCCUUCACCUGAAGAGAGAGUCAGUUUUGUGAUAUGGGUCGCCACUGCCUGCUUCCCCAUGCUGCUCCUUUCAUUGUUAAUGAUGGCGCUGGCCGCAAGUGUUAUAUGGGUUCUUGAAUCGACAACUAACCCCGAGGAGUUUCCAAGUUCGUUCAUAGGAGGAUUAUGGGAAGGAUUUUGGUGGUCCUUUAUCACAUGCACAACAUUAGGUUAUGGCGACAAGGUUCCUCGUACCCUCCUAGGAAGACUUUUUGCGAUAGCCUGGACGCUAUUUGGCCUCGUCAUGAUUUCGUUUCUUUUGGCUGAUAUGACCAAUGCUUUCAUAUCAUACUCUUUGUUUAAAACCACCAACAAGAAAGUUUAUGGUGCUAAGGUUGGAGCCAUCCAAGGUUCUCCGGAAUAUUUAUUUGGGCUGCGCAAAGUGGCACGUAUGAAUCCAGUUCAACAGUAUCAUACAUAUAGUGCCAUAAACAAAGCUCUCAAAGACAAAGAGGUAGAAGGCGCUCUUAUUGACGUGUAUGUCCUGUCCAUGCAAAGGCAUCUCUCCUCCAAUCGCGAUUUACGAGUAUUAAAGGUCUUCGACUACCAGAAGACCUACGGAGUGGUUCUAGCAGGGCCGUCAAUGAAGUUAGAAAAGUGUUUCUUUGACUUCGCGAAGUUCCAUAAAUGGGAGAUUUACCACAAGAUAGAAGAAACAAUAAGGAUUCCUGUGCCUCACGAAGAAUCAAUCGCGGAGGAAAUAAGUGGCGGUUUGUUUGACCCGGAUAGUUCCCAGUUCUCUUUCAGCUAUCUCGCUCUGACGAUUGUCUUGGGCUUUGCACUCCUUUGCGGGUUGGUGGGUCAGAUAUACUGCAGGAAAGUGAAACAGCACUCAACCAUAAUAAAACCUGACAAACAUUUCGCGUCUCUGCGACAACAAUUGAAACAGGAGGUGAAUACAUUUUAUCAAAGGUUCUGUGAAAUUGCUAACGAACUGAGGAGAGCUCACAACAAAGAAAGACGACAACUCCUCGAACGCAGGAGGAACAGCUUCUUCCAAAUCACACUAAAUUCAGUUAGAAAAUUAUCCACCGAUAGCUGACAUCGUUAUAACAUCGUUUUGCAUGAACAUUCAAAGAAAUUAUUCUGUAUCCAAAGGACCGCAAGACACGAUGUCACAUGUUGAAGACCCGUCAGACUUCCCCCAAAACUCAUUCUUAUGGACUAGUCAUUAUCUACCGCCCGGGUUGGGGAAGGGGGAAGGGGAAGGGAGGGUUUGGGGCUGGAGGAUUUUUUGGGGAUCACAUGGUUUUCAUGAGGAAGAGGGGGAAGUGUCAUUUGUUACCAACAGAGUAUAAAGGGAGGACUAUAGAGAAUUGACCACCAAUAAGGUGGAUCACUUGAAUUUUUUAAAGAGCCUUGUAGAGGAAUCAGGUAACUUCUAUCAUGACACAACCAAAAUCCUCCCGCCCUUCCCACCACCCCAACCCAGAGAUAAAUAAAUACAAGAUAUAUAGAUGAUAUUUACUCAUCGCUUCGCGAUUCGCGCGAUAUCGGUUUUCGCGUGCAAUUUAACGCGGGAUUCCCACGUCUGGUAAUGAAUUUUCCUAUAAAAUACGCAAAUAGGAAUUUACAGAAUAUCAACCUAGCUAAUGCCAAUUUCAACCUGACAGUUAUUUUCGUAUCACUUUUUUUUUUAAUGACAAAGGCGAGGGAAAUGUUUCAGCCUGAUAUUUCAACAGGAGGUAAUAGACUAAAUCGAUAUACGCUUUGGGACAUUUCCAGUGAUUUAGAAUACAUAUAUAUAUGAAUGGUG
Pocillopora damicornis (cauliflower coral) is the source of this 6969-nucleotide messenger RNA. Its product is annotated as protein sidekick. Gene Ontology annotation, molecular function: cytokine receptor activity; cytokine binding. NCBI's taxonomy places the organism in Eukaryota, Metazoa, Cnidaria, Anthozoa, Scleractinia, Pocilloporidae. Gene Ontology annotation, biological process: cytokine-mediated signaling pathway. The record is from RefSeq and is a predicted model, not a curated record. Gene Ontology annotation, cellular component: signaling receptor complex; external side of plasma membrane.